This is a messenger RNA of Drosophila albomicans, 470 nucleotides long. RefSeq lists its product as uncharacterized. The transcript has a single exon. Bases 27 to 470 code for a protein of 147 amino acids. NCBI's taxonomy places the organism in Eukaryota, Metazoa, Arthropoda, Insecta, Diptera, Drosophilidae. The record is from RefSeq and is a predicted model, not a curated record.
CCAAAGACAACUGUCAACUCGCAAAGAUGUCAAUCAACAAGCGAAAUCUUCUUCUCCUGCUGCUGCUCAUCAUCAAUCUCAGCAUCGGUUGCUGGGCUCGUCCAAAGCCUGCACCGAAGCAACAACAACUGGAUGCCGCCCUCAAUGAGGUGACCUCCCGGGAAUUCGAUUGGGCUUCUGAUCCACAGAUUCCCAACAAUCUGCUCGAACAACUUUCGGCCAUGAGAUCCGCUUCUGUUGCUGACCAUCAGCAUCAUCCUCAUCAUCAUCAGAAGAAGCGACGCCCAAGCAACUACUGGAAGUCAGUGCAACAGCAGCAACAACGUUUUCGGGGGCGUUUCUUCAAUGUGCCCCCGCCACCAGGUGGCAUUCCACCAGGCGGUGGCAACUACUACAGCAACGAGGUGUUGCCGCUUUCCACCUACGAGAUCUACGAGCCCGAACCCAUCUACUCCACUGCGUACUAUUAG